AUGACUACGAUGCCGUCCAGAAGAGGUUUGCCUCGACUUAAGUAUACCCCCGCGGCCUCGCAACAACUUGCGUUAACCAAGGAUACAGCGAAGAUGAAUCGAGUGACUAGUGGCAUCGGUGGAGCAUUGGAGGGGGUACAGAUGAGAAUCGAGACACUAACGCGGGAGAUCAAGGCCGACGAGAAGGGCAAGAAGGACUACGACGAGCAGCUGUUUCGACUAAAUGAGCGACGGAAAGACUUGGAAGCCAAGUUGAAGGAGUGUCGAGAAUGGAGCGCGCUCUUUGAGAGCAAGAUCAAACCUCUUGCAGGCAAGUACACGGAGACGACGGACAGCAUGCAAGGGCAGUAUGACGAAGCCAAACAACGCCACGCUCAGGGAAUCAUCGUGCUUAUGCAGAACUUCGACUACCAUCCAGAGUUCAAACGCUUCAGCGACACCUUCACCGCUGUCCCCUUCAAACCAAAGUAG
Molecule: messenger RNA, 471 nt
Organism: Phytophthora infestans T30-4
Lineage: Eukaryota; Oomycota; Peronosporomycetes; Peronosporales; Peronosporaceae
Exons: 1
Coding region: 1-471 (156 amino acids)
Source: RefSeq, a predicted model, not a curated record